Messenger RNA from Lachancea dasiensis, 1947 nucleotides. The record is from the annotation of a GenBank genome assembly. NCBI's taxonomy places the organism in Eukaryota, Fungi, Ascomycota, Saccharomycetes, Saccharomycetales, Saccharomycetaceae.
AUGGACCCGGAGUUAACAGUAAUUGUGACAAAUAUUCUAACGCCUCACGAUGUGUCUAUCUUAAUUUUGAUCACCUUUUUCUGUUUACAGGUUGAAGAUUUGGGCCCCCAAACAUUAAUGUACUUGAUUCCACCAGUCAAUCUCAAGGAACUCGCGUACACUCCAUUUGAUAGUAUUCGAGCAUCUGAGUGUCCACCAGCUCUAUCACCAAUUUUAUCUGACCUUGUAAUCUUCCUGGUGCGGGAUGGGUAUAAGCAGGCAUCACGCAAAUUAGUGACUACUUUGAGAUCUAUCUCUACCGUAAAUGGAGUUGCAAGGCUACUGGAUACACUUGAGAUACACUGUGUCAAAAACUCUUAUAGAGAUAUGUUGACAGAGGACAAAAAGGCACUAUUUAAGAGACAAUUGACUAAAGGCAGUUUGCUUGGGAGUUAUGUGAGUCGCUGCAUAACAAAGCAUAAGAUUCAGAACUUCGAAGACUCAGAAAAGUUAUGGAGAGGAUUACAAAGCUAUUUGCAAGAAUUCGAAGAAAAUAUCGAGAUUGGGGGGCUUAUAGGUAACGAACUACCAAAGCUCGAUCCGCUAAUGUCAUUUGUUUUAGAAAACGAGGAUGACGGCGUUAGCGGCCUAGAAGACUUUCGCGACGCUGGGGUAUACGAAAGAUACUCGGAGUUGAUGAAAAUUGAGAAUGGCACACUUCUAAUGAUAUCGAAAGACCAUUUUCAGGCUAUGGUCACAGAAGAAUCGGAACGAAUGGUACGGGGGAACAAGAGACUGCGACAGCACAUGCGACAGAUUAUAGAGAGCAUGUCUCUCGAAGAUAUGUCUCGGUUCCCCUCUGUUCAUAUUCUAAAGGGGAUGGAAGAUCUGACCGAGCAACGUUACGAAACAUUUCUAAGCUCGUUGUACAGAUACUUUGAUUAUAUGUUGGGCCAGAAUAGUGAGCCAAACUUCCAUUUGUCAUUACUAUCCCUUGCCUCCUUCCACUCGCAUUUCAAUGAGAGUGAGGCUGCUGUGAAAACAUUCGAAGAAGCUAUGUCUGUGGCCAGGGAAAACAAAGAUACGGAAACACUACAUCUCAUACUUAUGUGGGUCUUCGAAUUUAUCGACAAGUAUCCUAACUUGGCCAAGAGAUUCCACGUUACCGCUAUGCAAAUUGUCAAUAAUUUGAAGACAUGUCCUGGAGAUCAAAGUCCUCUUGUAUUUGAAAUGGGAUACCGGUAUGAAACAUUAUGGGAAAUGCAUAACACGGGGUCUGUUUCCCGAAUUCUAGAAGCAACGUUCAAAUCUACUCUAUUGGCAGUGCAGACGAUAUCAAAUAGCCUGCAAUUUUCGCUAUUAGCGGCACACAAUGCAAAUGUUUGGAAAUAUUUGGGAUCAUCUGCUCUCAGUAACUUAUAUCAAAGCAUAUCCGCGCAAGGUCUAAAUAAGCCAAAAGAUCAGACGAUCCAAGAUUAUAUCGCCGAGGAGCUGGACUCGAGCAGAGAUGUGGCCACCGAAUUGAAUACGCCGCACCUGAACUACCGCCAAAGAAGAGACCUAGAAGAGCGGAGAGUAGAACAGCUUAUUGAAGUUGGUGAUAGUGACGAAGCAAUGAAGCUCGUUAACGCAAUAAUACACAGUUGUCAGAAUGACCACACUGACAUUGAAAAUGAAUUAAGGUUUAAUCUGAUCAAGUGUCGAAUAAUGAUCCGAUGUGGCCUAGAAGUAAGAUGUCUAUCGAUAUUAAUCAAAAUCAUUGAUUGUGCAACGGUGGUAGAGAAUGGUUAUUUAUUAGCGCAAUGCUUGUUAUUAUUGUCAAAGGUUCUUAUAUGUAUUGAUAAGGCCAAAGAGUGCUCUGGGUUGUUGAUGGCAACCAUGCAUAACAUUCUGAGAUUUGCAGACAAUGAAUACCAACACCUAGUGGUGGAACUAUACUUUAAAUCCAGAAAGCAAAUUUUAAAAUAA